Molecule: messenger RNA, 5490 nt
Organism: Dromiciops gliroides (monito del monte)
Lineage: Eukaryota; Metazoa; Chordata; Mammalia; Microbiotheria; Microbiotheriidae
Gene: SREBF2
Product: sterol regulatory element binding transcription factor 2
Exons: 19
Coding region: 186-3632 (1148 amino acids)
Biological process (GO): positive regulation of cholesterol storage; positive regulation of transcription by RNA polymerase II
Cellular component (GO): nucleus
Molecular function (GO): protein dimerization activity; DNA-binding transcription factor activity, RNA polymerase II-specific; RNA polymerase II cis-regulatory region sequence-specific DNA binding
Source: RefSeq, a predicted model, not a curated record
AGGCCCCGCCCCCUCCCCACGACAACCCGGGGCCGCGCGAACAUGGCGGCUGCUGGCGCUGGCCGGUGAGGCGGUGUCCGGCGGGGACCGAGCACGGGGACAUGGGCGGUGGCCACGGCGGCGCCUCCCCCGCAUCUCGUUGAGGGUCGGGCGGGAACCGAGGGCCCAGCGCGCGGAGCCGGGCGAUGGAGACGAGCGGCGGCGAGCUGGGCGCUCUGGAGACCAUGGACACCCUCACAGAGCUGGGGGACGAGCUCACCCUGGGGGACAUCGACGAGAUGCUGCAGUUUGUGAGCAGCCAAGUGGGAGAGUUUCCAGACCUCUUCUCCGAGCAGCUCUGUAGCAGCACUUUCCCGGGAGGCAGCACCAGUGCCGGCGCCAAUGCCAGCACCGGGGGCUCCCCGGAGAACCUCUCGUCCAGGCCCUUCAGCCAGGCGUCAGUGGCGGGGGCGGCCACGACAGCGGCGGCCACGGCGGCAUCUACGACAGCAGCGGCAUCGACGGCAGGAGCGGCAGCUUCCUUCCCACAGACUCCUCCCGUGCAGAUCAAAGUCCCCCCCGCCCCGGUGUCUACCCCUCCUCGGCCCGCACCCCUGCUGCAGCCCCGCCUGCAGCCCCAGCCCCAGCCGCAGCCCCAGCUGCAGCAACAGACUGUGAUGAUCACCCCGACCUUCAGCACAGCCCCCCAGACCAGGAUCAUCCAGCAGCCCCUCCUGUACCAGAACUCGGCCACCAGCUUUCAAGUCCUCCAGCCUCAGGUGCCAAGCCUGGUGACGUCCUCCCAGGUGCAGCCAGUCACCAUCCAGCAGCAGGUGCAGACGGUGCAGGCCCAGCGGGUGCUGACCCAGGCCGCCAAUGGCACCAUUCAGACCCUGGCGCCAGCCACUGUGCAGACAGUCGCCGCUCCCCAGGUUCAGCAGGUUCCGGUCCUGGUGCAGCCUCAGAUCAUUAAGACGGACUCGCUCGUCUUGACCACGCUGAAAACCGACGGCAGCCCCGUCAUGGCGGCGGUGCAGAACCCGCUCACGGCUCUCACCACGCCCAUCCAGACCACAGCCCUCCAGGUUCCUACCCUGGUCAGCGGCGGCAGUGGGACCAUCCUCACUACCAUGCCCGUGAUGGUGGGGCAGGAAAAGAUGCCCAUCAAACAGGUGCCUGGGAACGUCAAGCAGCCGGAGCCCCCCAAGGAAGGGGAGAGAAGGACCACCCACAACAUCAUCGAGAAGCGCUAUCGAUCCUCCAUCAAUGACAAGAUCAUUGAAUUGAAGGACCUGGUCAUGGGGACGGAUGCCAAGAUGCACAAGUCCGGGGUGCUGCGGAAGGCCAUCGACUACAUUAAGUACCUGCAGCAGGCCAAUCACAAGCUGCGUCAGGAGAACAUGGUGCUGAAGCUGGCCAAUCAGAAAACCAAACUUCUGAAGGGCAUUGAUCUGGGCAGCCUGGUGGACAACGAUAUAGACAUGAAGAUGGAUGACUUCAACCAGAACGUUCUGUUGAUGUCUCCCCCGGCUUCUGACUCAGGCUCCCAAGCGGGUUUCUCCCCUUACUCCAUCGAUUCAGAGCCGGGGAGUCCUUUGUUAGAUGACGCUAAGGUCAAAGCGGAGCCUGACUCUCCUCCUGUGGCGCUGGGCAUGGUGGACCGCUCUCGGAUCCUGCUGUGCGCACUCACCUGUCUGUGUCUCUCCUUCAACCCUCUGACGUCGCUGCUGGAAUGGGGAGGGGCCCACAACUCGGGCCAGCCGGCCCCCGGGGGCUCCAGCCGGAGCAUCCUUUCCUUCGAUUCAGGUGCUGGCAGCUGGUUGGACUGGAUGUUCCCCACCCUCCUCCUGUGGCUCUUAAACGGCGUGAUUGUCCUGAGCGUUUUCAUCAAGCUGCUGGUGCAUGGGGAGCCCGUCAUCCGCAUGCACUCGCGGACCUCAGUCACGUUUUGGCGCCAUCGCAAGCAGGCCGACCUGGACCUGGCCAGGGGGGAUUUUGCCGCAGCAGCCUCUAACCUGCAGACGUGCCUGUCUGUCCUGGGCCGCACGCUGCCCACCUCCCACCUGGACCUGGCCUGCAGCCUCUCCUGGAACGUGAUCCGAUACAGCUUGCAGAAACUGAGGCUGGUGCGCUGGCUGCUGAAGAAGGUCUCUCAGCGGCGGCGCCAGGCAGCCGUGGCUGCCGGCGGCUUUGAAGACGAGGCGAAGACCAGCGCUCGGGAUGCCGCCUUGGCCUACCACAAGCUUCAUCAGCUGCACAUCACAGGGAAGCUCCCGGCCGGCUCAGCCUGCUCCGAUCUGCAUAUGGCUCUGUGUGCCGUGAAUCUGGCCGAAUGUGCCGAGGAGAAGAUCCCCCCAAGCACCCAGGCCGAAAUCCACCUCACAGCAGCCGUGGGGCUCAAGACCCGCUGUGGAGGCAAACUGGGCUUCUUGGCUAGCUACUUCCUGAGCCGAGCCCAAAGCUUGUGUGGCCCUGAGCGGAACGCCGUCCCCGACUCCCUGCGUUGGCUGUGUCACCCCCUGGGCCAGAAGUUUUUUGUGGAGCGGAGCUGGUCGGUGAAGGCGGCCACCAAGGAGAGCCUGUACUGUGCCCCCAGGAACCCAGCGGACCCCAUUGCACAAGUGCACCAGGCCUUCUGCAAGCACCUGCUCGAGCGAGCCGUGGAUGCCCUGGUGAAGCCGCAGGCCGAGAAGGCACGGGCCGAGCAAGAGGAGGAGACCUGCGAGCUGUCCACUGCCCUGCAAUACCUGAAGUUACUGAAUUCCUUUGUGGAUUCUGUGGGGGUCGUGGCCCCCCCUUUCCCAAACAGCUCAGUGUUGAAGUCGGCACUUGGCCCGGACGUCAUCUGCAGGUGGUGGACAUCUGCGGUCUGGAUGGCCGUUGGCUGGCUACAAGGGGACGAUGCAGCUGUGCGGUCCCAGUUCACCGAGGUGGAGCGGAUCCCCAAGUCCCUAGAAAUGGCUGAGAACCCCUUGGUGAAGGCCGUCUUCCACGUCUGCCGGGCCAUGCACACCUCGCUCUCAGGGAAGGCAGAGGCGCAGCAGAGUUCCUUCGGCCACUGCGAGAGGGCCAGUGGCCACCUCUGGGGCAGCCUCAACGUCAGCAGCGCGGCCUCCGACGCGGGCCUCACCCACGUGGUUCAGCUGCUCACCUGUGACCUGCUGCUGUCCUUACGCACUGCCCUGUGGCAGAAGCAGGCCGGCUCCAGCCCUGCCCUGGGAGAGACCUGCCAUGCCUCGGGCCCCGAGCUCGCCGGCUUCCAGAGGGACCUGGGCAGCCUGCGCAGGCUGGCACACAGCUUCCGGCCGGCUUAUCGGAAAGUGUUCCUGCACGAGGCCACCGUGCGUCUGAUGGCUGGAGCCAGCCCCACCCGCACCCACCAGCUCUUGGAGCACAGUCUGCGGCGGCGCACGGCCCAGGUGACCAAGCACGGAGAGGCGGAUGCCCUGCCCGGGCAGAGAGAACGGGCCACCGCCAUCCUGUUGGCCUGCCGCCACCUGCCUCUGUCCUUCCUCUCGUCCCCAGGCCAGCGAGCUGUGCUGCUGGCAGAAGCUGCCCGCACCCUGGAGAAGGUGGGGGACAAGCGUUCGUGCAGCGACUGCCAGCAGAUGAUCGUCAAACUGAGUGGAGGCACCGCCAUUGCUGCCUCCUGAGCGGCCACUGCCUCGCCGUCCCCACACCCAGACCCUCUUCUCUGGCUCUGACUCAGUCUGUGCCGCCUGAACCCCCUGGUGGUACUGUCUGGGCCAGGGGCUCCCUCCACUGCCAGCCUCUGCCCAGCUGCCCCUCCCUAGCCUCCCCUGAUCUGGGGCCCCCCGGAAACUUAGAAAGUUUCCUCUUUCAUCUAGACAAGAUUCUAGAGGCCUGGUGCCCGGGGGGGCAGCAGGCAGGACCCUCCAGGGGCCCUCUGUCCAUCCGUGCUGGGCCAGGGCCGCUUCGGGCCCCUGCCCAAGUGCGUGCUUUGGAAACACGCUGAUCUUUCCUCUGGCUUUCUGUGUGUGGUUUGCUGAGCCGUUAGGGGUGUGCUCGCCCCUUCUUUCUCCUGCUCUCUGUCCCCUCCUGUCUCUGACGUAGCCGUUAGUUCUUUUUCCCAUAUUAGAUGCGAUCGCUGUGGGGGGUGAGGGUGGUAGUCCAGAACCCAGCUCCAGGGGGAGUCAGAAAUGGGGUGUAGGGGAAAGAGGAGGCCGUCCUCAGGGCAAACAUGAAAUAAAAUCGUCAUUUUUUAAUUUUCUACAAAACACAAAACGGUAUCCUCCUUAAUUGUCCCCCUCCUUCCCUCUCUGUCUCUUUCUCCUGGGCUCUCUCCAGCUGGGCUGGGGCAGCUUACCAGGCCAAUGCUGAGGGGGGGCCGCCUUGGAAUGGCCCAGUGACACCGUCAGUGGGAUCUCCUGGAUGGUGGGGGGGCCUCAUUUCCAGUCCUUGGAUGCCCAAAUCCUUCAGCAGAGAGACGUGCUUUAAAGGGAAGUGAGUGGCUGAAGCCUGGCCUGAGAAGCCUUCCCAGGGCCUGUGCCCCCACCCAGUCCUCCUGGCUCUGGAAUGGGCAGGAGGGAAGCUGUCCCCAAAGCCCCUCUGCUCUCCCCACACCCAGGAGGGCUGUGCCCCGCAGGGUUCUGCUCUUGGGACAGAGAUGCUCUUUUCUUGCCCUCAACAAAUAACGCCCGCCUCAGGCCGGGACAGAGGCCCGGGGCUGGCUUUGUCCUUGUGGGUAGAGGCCUCCCCCUGUCCCCUCACAGCUCCAGGGGACCAUUGGGGGAGCCCAGGCUUGGUGGGCCCUCAGAUGGAACAUCACAGACAUAUCCGACAGGUCCUAGUGCCCGGCCAUCCCCACCUACAAUCAGAUGGUUAUUUUAUCACCAGGAACCCUUGGGUAGAAGACCCUUCCGGGGUGUCCUCAUCAUGCUGGAAGGCCUGGCAAUUCUGUGGCUUGCAGACCUUGUUUCCUGGUUGCUGGCAGUGACCAAGUGCCCUUGAGAGCCACAAACCAGUAGCUUUCACCAUGGACCAAACAUCCUCCUUGGCACUUGGUCACCCUUGGGGGUUGGUCAGCAGCCAUAUGCUAGAGGCUGUUGGGUUCCCAGCAGCCUUGGGCUUAAGAGAGGGAGGGAAGUCUGGGAAAUGGUGCCCUGCCACCUGCUGGGAGCAGCUGGAGAUGGGAUUGGGGCUCAGGGAAGACUGGAUUGGGUCCCCCCUCCUGGGAGCCAGCAUGGAGUGGGGCAGGUCCAUGGGGGACCCUUGGCCUUCCUUGUCUUAGAUGUGUUGGUGGAGGGUCCAAGCAGAGCCCGCUGGCCACUUGGCAGGGACACGAUGGAGGAAAUGGAACCUUGUACUGGCCAAGGGUCUGCCCCGGGCCUCCUGAUGCCCUUGCUGAGCCCUUUAUCCUGUCUCAGGCUUCUCCCCAGCCCGCUGACCAUGCGGCGGGUCUCUGCACCCGUUCUUAUUCUGUUAUUUAUGGCUGCAGUGCCAGUCCCAGCCGUUGUUUAUUUUACGUGUGUACAUAUGUGCCUUGUCGUU